Molecule: messenger RNA, 572 nt
Organism: Aspergillus uvarum CBS 121591
Lineage: Eukaryota; Fungi; Ascomycota; Eurotiomycetes; Eurotiales; Aspergillaceae
Exons: 2
Coding region: 55-477 (140 amino acids)
Source: RefSeq, a predicted model, not a curated record
CCCUCCCUUCCCCCUUCCCCCUCCCCACUUCGUCGUCAGUGCACCAAAUGAUCGAUGCUCGUUUCACAACGGGCAACAAAGAAAGAACCCAUGGAAGUAAUGAUGGCUGUUGUUGCGGCUACUGCUACUGCUACUGCUAGGGUGCUAAAGCCUAAUGCUACAGCACUACUCGUACUGCUGGCCAGCGGGGUCCGACUUCAGCGACCAGCAGCUGAAGAAGGCAGAUCGCUGUGCCGGAGGUCCAUUCUCACCUGCAGGGUUGGCAAGAUAGCACACACCACACAUACACUAACCUCUAGGAACCCACUCUGUAUGACGACAUUAUUCUUUGUACUUGGAGGCGAUUAUUUGAUUGAUUUAGCCUGUUCUUCCCGUCCCCGAUAUGGAGGUACUGUACUCCAUGGAUGUACAGUACUGACCAUCUGCCAGCACAGCAGGAGGCUACGUCGGGGAAAGAAAAAGUACCGCACCCCAUGAAAAGAAUGAUGGCCACCAUUGGUUCCUUGGGGUGCUUACGGCAGCAUUCCGCCUCUGCCAGUGCAGUGCCCUGGACAACCAUCUUGCCCAGCUGC